Toxorhynchites rutilus septentrionalis is the source of this 1146-nucleotide messenger RNA. RefSeq names its product AAC-rich mRNA clone AAC11 protein-like. NCBI's taxonomy places the organism in Eukaryota, Metazoa, Arthropoda, Insecta, Diptera, Culicidae. The coding region runs from base 1 to 1146 and encodes 381 amino acids. The transcript has a single exon. The record is from RefSeq and is a predicted model, not a curated record.
AUGCAACAUUAUCACACGUUAUCCCAUCAGCAACAACAGCAGCUGAUACAGAUGCAGAUGCAGCAAAUGCAACAGCAGCAUUCGCACAUGCCGCCAAACUCUCGACACCAUCCCCAUCCCGGUGGUCAUCCGGCUCACACAAUGACCAUGAACAACAAAAAGCCUAUCGAUCAUUACAAUGAAGAUACUCCGCCGCCACUACCGCCACUACGCAACCCCCAGAAAGCGCUGGAGUCAGUUCAAGCAAUACCUAGUCUCAAUGAUAGCACCGUCAAUGAGCGUGACAAGCAAAUUUACAUUUGCUCCACUCUUAAAAAUCCAAACAAUCAUACUAUGAACAAUAACAUUAACAGUAACAGUAGCAGUAAUUCCAAUAGCAACAAAAAUAGUGAGACUGUCCAAAACCCCUUGGGAAACCAUAACAACAACGGGAACAACAACCACUAUGGAACCAUGAAAGCUAACGCUAAUACAGUUAAAAAUCAAACCACUUUCAACUCAACACCGGCGACAACAACGAAACCGUUACCAUCGAUCAUCAACACUCCAUUGCCGGAAAUUCCCAAACAGGUGCAGCCGGCUUCACAACCGCAAAAGGAUGACAUCUACGUUAAGCGUAAACUGAUCGAUCAGAAUAGUAAAUUCGCGACGCUGAAAGCCAUUCCUUUGCCGAAAAUAGAAGCCCUGGAGCUUGAAGCCCAGCGGAAGAAAAUGGCCCAACAGCAUCAGCAACAGUUGGGAGCGAGUACCACCCCCAAUGGUAACCCGGUUGCGGUCACAACCACGGCUCUACCUCCCCCACCUGCAGCAACUGCAGCCACACAUAUGACCACAUCCCAAAUCCAAUCCCUCCCGUUACCACCCCCACCACCGGAGUUGAUAGAGGAUGAACCUUUGCCUCCUCCUCCACCCGCGAUAAUCCAGGAUGAGGAAGCCAGUGGCAAUAACAAUUCCAAGAGCACGACGCACGCUUCCAACGACAACGAUUCGAAAGAGGCAAUUUACGCGACCAAAGCUGUUACCAACACACACAGUAGCGCCUCCAACGGCAACCGUGGAAACAACGGAGAUGCACCAACGCAGAACCCAUCGAAUACAAAUAACAAUGGUGACGAAAGUAGUUACUAUGCGGUUACCGAACUAUAG